AUGGAUCCCCGUCCCUCUCAUCUCACCUUCGUGGAUCCCCGUCCCUCUCAUCUCACCUUCGUGGAUCCCCGUCCCUCACAUCUCACCUUCGUGGAUCCCCGUCCCUCUCAUCUCACCUUCGUGGAUCCCCGUCCCUCUCAUCUCACCUUCAUGGAUCCCCGUCCCUCUCAUCUCACCUUCGUGGAUCCCCAUCCCUCUCAUCUCACCUUCGUGGAUCCCCGUCCCUCUCAUCUCACCUUCGUGGAUCCCCGUCCCUCUCAUCUCACCUUCGUGGAUCCCCGUCCCUCUCAUCUCACCUUCGUGGAUCCCCGUCCCUCUCAUCUCACCUUCGUGGAUCCCCGUCCCUCUCAUCUCACCUUCGUGGAUCCCCGUCCCUCUCAUCUCACCUUCGUGGAUCCCCGUCCCUCUCAUCUCACCUUCAUGGAUCCCUGUCCCUCUCAUCCUUCGUGGAUCCCCGUCCCUCUCAUCUCACCUUCGUGGAUCCCCGUCCCUCUCAUCUCACCUUCGUGGAUCCCCGUCCAUCUCAUCUCACCUUCGUGGAUCCCCGUCCCUCUCAUCUCACCUUCGUGGAUCCCCGUCCCUCUCAUCUCACCUUCGUGGAUCCCCGUCCCUCUCAUCUCACCUUCGUGGAUCCCCGUCCCUCUCAUCUCACCUUCGUGGAUCCCCGUCCCUCUCAUCUCACCUUCGUGGAUCCCCGUCCCUCUCAUCUCACCUUCGUGGAUCCCCGUCCCUCUCAUCUCACCUUCGUGGAUCCCCGUCCCUCUCAUCUCACCUUCGUGGAUCCCCGUCCCUCUCAUCUCACCUUCGUGGAUCCCCGUCCCUCUCAUCUCACCAUCGUGGAUCCCGGGAACACAGCGACUUUUGAGUCGACUCAAAAGUCACCAGGAACACAGGGAUGCCCUCGGGGAAGUUGUGCAGGCUGAUGCCCAAGGCUGUGACCACCCCACCCACUCCACAGCACAACAUCCCCGCGUCCCUUCCCCACCCCUGUUCCCCCACCUUCAUACACCAGUGACACAAGUAACACCUUUCCCCUCUCAUCUCACCUUCAUAGACCCCAGGAACACAGCAAUGCCUUCGGGGAAGUUGUGCAGGCUGAUGCCCAGCGCCGUGACCACUCCACCCCACAGCACCGCUUGCCGCCGCCUCUGCAUCUCCCGCUCCCCCACCUCUCUCUCCCCUACCUGUCUCUCCCCGACCUCUCUCUCCCCCACCUCUCUCUCCCCCGCCUCUCUCUCCCCCUCCCUCGUCCCUCGCCCCUCCUUUCCCCCCCAACUUCCUUUGCUCCACACUCCCUUUUCCUCCUCCCUGCUCCCACUGCUUGCUCUUUUUGCAUCUGUUCCAUCCUUCAAUCUCUGUCUCUCCUCCCCCACCCCCUCCACCCCUCUCACUCCUCUCUCUUCUUCCACCCCGUUAUCAUCAGUAUUCCGACUCCCCACACCAUCACGGGAAUCCCACUCGCUGCUCUUAAUCCCACUAAGCCAAUGCUCCACACGGCUGUCUCUGUCGCUGUCCGAGCCUGACCCUCGAACCAGGUUCGGAUGCUCCACCGGGCCAGCUCUUGCCGAACCUGAGGCUCGGUUCGGGUCCGAAUCAGGGCUUUCCGAGCCUAAGGCUUGGGUGAGAUCUAGGGAGGAGAGGGAGGAAGGGAGGUAG
Closterium sp. Yama58-4 is the source of this 1656-nucleotide messenger RNA. The record is from the annotation of a GenBank genome assembly. NCBI's taxonomy places the organism in Eukaryota, Viridiplantae, Streptophyta, Zygnematophyceae, Desmidiales, Closteriaceae.